CCUUUCGUUGGCUCGCAGUGCAACCAAGCUCACGCUCCGUCUUAUCGAUUCCAUCAUGACCGGUACUUCCAAGCCCAAGGUUCUGCUCGCCUACUCCGGCGGCCUCGACACCUCCUGCAUUCUCGCCUGGCUGAUCGAGCAAGGCUAUGAGGUCAUGGCCUACAUGGCCCAGAUCGGCCAGGAGGAAGAUUUCGAAGCUGCCCGUGAGAAGGCCCUCAAGAUCGGCGCGACCAAGGUCUUCAUCGAGGAUCUCCGCCAGGAGUUUGUCGAGACGCUGAUCUGGCCUGCCGUCCAGUCCAACGCCCUCUACGAGAACGUCUAUCUGCUCGGCACCUCGCUCGCUCGCCCAGUCAUUUGCCGCAAGCAGGUCGAGAUCGCUGUCCGUGAGGGCUGCGAAUACGUCUCGCACGGCUGCACCGGCAAGGGUAACGACCAAGUCCGUUUCGAGCUGGGCUACUACGCCCUGCAUCCCUCCAUCAAGGUCAUUGCUCCCUGGAGAAUUCCCGAGUUCUACGAGCGCUUCCCUGGCCGCAACGCUCUCCUCGAAUAUGCCGCCCAGAAGGACAUCCCUGUCUUCCAGACCGCUGCCAAGCCCUGGUCGACCGACGAGAACCUCUAUCACAUCUCGUUCGAGGCUGGCAUCCUUGAGGAUCCCAACAUCACCCCUCCCCGCGAUAUGUGGAAGCUCACUGUCGAUCCCGAGGAUGCCCCCAACACUCCUGAGCGCAUCGAAAUCCACUUUGCCAACGGCAAGCCCUGGAAGGUGCUCAACACCGAUACCAAAGAAUCGAUCACUUCCCCUCUGGAUCUGUUUAUCUACCUGAACUCGUUGGGUCGCAAGCACGGUGUCGGACGCAUCGAUAUUGUUGAGAACCGCUUCAUCGGCAUCAAGUCCCGUGGAUGCUACGAGACCCCCGGCGGCACCAUCCUCCGCGCUGCCCACGUUGAUCUCGAGGGCCUGACCCUGGAUCGUGAGGUUCGCCGCCUCAAGGACCAGCUGAGCUCGCGCCUGGCCGAGAUCAUCUACAACGGCCUGUGGUACUCGCCCGAGCGCGAGUUUGUCAUGGCCAGUGUCGAGCAGAGCCAGAAGGCCGUCAACGGCAUCGUCAAGCUCAAGCUCUACAAGGGCAACGUCAUCGUUGAGGGUCGCUCGUCCCCCAACGGCCUGUAUGACCAAGACAUUGCCUCGAUGGACAUUGCCGGCGGCUUCAACCCCAGUGACUCCGAUGGCUUCAUCAAGAUCCAGAGCAUCCGCCUGAAGGCGUUCGUCGCCCAGAAGAAGAAGCUCGGCCUUUAACUGUGCAGCCCAAUCCACCCAGUGAUGGCUUUGUUUCCUC
Polychytrium aggregatum is the source of this 1337-nucleotide messenger RNA. RefSeq names its product argininosuccinate synthase. Lineage: Eukaryota; Fungi; Chytridiomycota; Chytridiomycetes; Polychytriales. The transcript is spliced from 7 exons. Gene Ontology annotation, cellular component: cytoplasm. The record is from RefSeq and is a predicted model, not a curated record. Gene Ontology annotation, biological process: urea cycle; L-arginine biosynthetic process. The coding region runs from base 56 to 1297 and encodes 413 amino acids. Gene Ontology annotation, molecular function: argininosuccinate synthase activity; ATP binding.